CUGACCCACUCUCGUCGCACGCAACGCAAGUAGCAAAGCAGGACCCAUCCUCUCCCAUCUCUCGGUCUCCCCAUCCCAACCCGCCGCCGCCGCCGCCGCUUCUCCCGUCUCCAGCGCCCACAGCGCCAUUGUAUCCGCGGGGCGAGCUGAGUCACCAAGCUGGUCUAGGGCCCAUCCAUUUGGAACCCUCGCGAGAAGCAAAGCGGACGGAGCGCCAGCGUUCUUAGAUCGAUUGCUCGCCAGGCUGUUGGCGAGGAGUCGUCAACCCUCACGGCAGCCAUGUCUGUGGAGCUCAUCCUGUGGCUUUUCUCCUUCGUCUCCGUCAUGGUCCUCAUCGGCCUCACCGCAUACCAGCUUAUCUGUCUGUCAGAUUUGGAGUAUGAUUAUAUCAACCCAUAUGAUUCAUCGUCUCGCAUCAACGCUGUGGUGCUGAUAGAAUACUCACUCCAAGGGGCCCUGUGUGCUUCUUUCCUCUUGACAUUGCAUUGGUUCCCGUUUCUAGUCAUGACACCAGUAACAUACUACCAUGUCAAACUGUAUUUGGCUCGGAAACAUCUUGUAGAUGUCACUGAAAUUUUUAGACAAUUAAGUGACGAGAAGAAGUACAGGAUGAUCAAGCUUGCCUUCUACUUCUGCCUAUUUAUUAUAACUAUUUACAGGCUUGUAAUGACAGCUGUGAUGUUGUUUAUUGAUGAGGACAUAAAUUUGGCAGAAACUAGGAGUAUCUAGACUUCGCCACCAACUUGUCAUGGGGAUGGAGCAGAGUUGUAGCUUGAACCAGGGAGACCACAACUCAAUGCCUUGACUUAGUUGUGAGAAACAAGAUCAGUUUGUGCCCUGUAGCUGGAGGAGCUAACCUGGUACUCCUUUUACCCUAAAUCGUAAGUUGUUUUAGUUUUUUCUAGAUGCAUAGCUUUUACGAUGUAUCCUCCAGAUGCAUAGUAAAAGUUAUAUAUUUAGAAAAAACAGAACAACUUAUAAUUUGGAAUGGAGUAUUCAUUUCAUCCAUCAGAUUGUGAUGUACAAUGAAUUCCCAUAGUUUGGUCCAUCGGUACCAUGUUUGUAAAUUGGGCAGUCAAUGAUGUGCAUCACUGCAGGAUGAACGCACGUUUGGUAAUUGUUGUGCAAUUCUUUGUACUUGUGGACAAGUGCUGUAUUCUACACAUUGUUUGCAUACAGACGAUGUGUGGUUGGUGUCAUAAUUUACCACUAAACCUUUGGU
Molecule: messenger RNA, 1222 nt
Organism: Zea mays
Lineage: Eukaryota; Viridiplantae; Streptophyta; Magnoliopsida; Poales; Poaceae
Exons: 5
Coding region: 280-729 (149 amino acids)
Biological process (GO): vesicle-mediated transport
Source: RefSeq, marked validated